Nilaparvata lugens (brown planthopper) is the source of this 972-nucleotide messenger RNA. RefSeq lists its product as uncharacterized. The record is from RefSeq and is a predicted model, not a curated record. The transcript has a single exon. NCBI's taxonomy places the organism in Eukaryota, Metazoa, Arthropoda, Insecta, Hemiptera, Delphacidae. The coding region runs from base 1 to 972 and encodes 323 amino acids.
AUGUUGCUCUGUGCUAAGUGUAAUUUGAAAUUCUCGGUUAAUACUCAGGACGUGAUUAAGUGCUCUAAGUGUGAACAAUAUGCUACGUGUACUCGCAUAAGAACAGUUGCCAAAUUGUCCAAUCUCGGUGCUCGGAAAGAAUCUUGGCAGUGCGAUACAUGUAACACCAAUACAGGAACUUCAGAGGACGAGCAAAAUUCAAUCCUCGAUGCAAUUAGUUUGCUCAAAGAAGAUUUCAACUCCAAAUUGGAUUCACAGGCCACGCAGUUGUCAAAAAUCACUAGUAUUGAAGCAUUGGUGACAAAAACAAAUAUUUCUAUCGAAAGUAUUCAAAAAUCGCUCGAAAAUGUGAAAUCCGACGUGAGGAAACUGCAAACCCAGUGUGCUAAUUUAAAGAAGCAGAAUUCUGACCUAUCUAGCGAUCUAUGGAGAGUGAAGCAAGAACUGAGAGACAUACAACAGUAUUCGCGUAGCAAGAAUUUGGAGUUCUUAGGAAUACCUCAAACUGAAGGGGAAGACGUUUAUGAAAUGCUUAAGACUGUCGCCGCAUGUAUUGGCCAACGUUACUCGAGAGCGGACAUAUCUGUUGCCCACCGAGUGCCUCUUACCAAGUCUAGCAAAUUGAAAUAUCCACCCAUAAUAGUUAGCUUUAUUUCAAAAACAACUCGAGCGGAAUGGCUGUCAGCUGGUAACAGAGGGAAACAGCAUCAACUAUUAGCGAAAGACUUACAUCCGACGAUGCCUCCUGAGAACGUCUACAUAAACGAGCACCUGACGCCUCACUAUAAGUUCGUGCUCUCAUACGGCAAGAUGAUGGUGAAGGAACGCAAGCUGCACAGAGCCAACGCACGCAACGGCAAGGUUUGGGUCAAAACUAGCGAGCAGAGUCCACCCGCAAGAGUCUGGUUUAUUGAGGACAUUGAUCACAUUAUUACACACAAGGCAAGAGUAGGAGACGACCGUAAGCAGUAA